Molecule: messenger RNA, 1389 nt
Organism: Anthonomus grandis grandis
Lineage: Eukaryota; Metazoa; Arthropoda; Insecta; Coleoptera; Curculionidae
Product: putative nuclease HARBI1
Exons: 2
Coding region: 148-1119 (323 amino acids)
Source: RefSeq, a predicted model, not a curated record
AAGGCCGGCCUGCGCAGGUUUGCACACGAGCAGGUUCGAAUUGGCCACACAUUGUCACAGAAUAAAAGAAUUUCAUUCAGUUUAGUUCUGUGAAUCUGUGCUUCUGGUUCGGUUGUUUGUCUAUGUAUAUUAACAUUUUUUGACACUAUGUCGGUAACUAGUGACGACUUGUGCCUAAUGGCUGUUAUAAGUAUUAUUUGCGUGAAAAAGAAUAAAAAAAAAGAUCAAGUUCUAAAGAAGAAGACUAUUCGUUCUAAAUGGGUUAAGUCUUGGCUAAUGAAACGGUCAAAUUAUUCUCACAUCAAUUUACUUGAAGAAUUACGACUUAGCCCUGAUGACUUCCGAAAUUAUUUGCAUAUGGAUGAAGAUACCUAUGUAGAACUACUAACUAUGGUAACGCCUUUAAUUAAAAAACAAGAUUCUCGUAUGAGAAAAUUCAUCAGCCCUCAUGAAAGACUUUCUGCGACUUUAAGGUUUUUGGCCACUGGACGAAGCUUUGAAGAUCUAAAAUAUACGGCGCUUAUAUCACCUCAAGCUUUGGGAAAAAUUAUCCCGGAAACGUGUAAAGCCAUUUGUAAAGUCCUGCAUAUACAGUACAUAAAGUUUCCAAAUUCAGAAAAGGAAUGGUUGGCAAUUGCUGAUGAGUUUUUUACUAAAUGGAAUUUUCCUUGCUGUCUAGGAGCUGUCGAUGGCAAGCACGUUAAGAUAAAUUGCCCACCAAAAAGUGGUUCAUUCUUUUAUAAUUAUAAAGGAUAUUUCAGUAUAGUGUUAAUGGCAAUUGUUAAUGCUAAUUAUGAAUUCAUACUUGUUGAUAUUGGGACAAAUGGGCGCGUGUCAGUUGGAGAAGUUAUUGAAAGUACUAGGUUUUAUGAAAAAUUAAAAACUAAUGCCUUAAAAAUACCUUCACCCAUUAAAUCUUUUAAUAAUUCCGAAGAGCUACCUUUUGUGUUUAUUGGCGACGAAGCUUUUGCUCUUCUACCUAAUUUUAUGAAGCCUUUUAACAUUAAAGUUCUAGAUAAUGAGAAAAAAGUAUUCAACUACCGUUUGUCUAGGGCACGAAAUGUCGUUGAAAACGCUUUCGGAAUAUUAGCAAGCCGUUUUCGUAACUACAUAACAUAGAAGCAGCUGUUCUUGCAACCGUCUCUUUGCAUAAUUUUUUACGAAUAAAGCUAAAAGAUCGAUACGUGUGCCGAGAUGUUAAUAGCCUUGAUGAUGCAAUACAAAAUGAAAAAGAAAGAGUAGAUGCAUUCGGCAAUUUGCAACGUGGGCCUAAUCGAAAUGCAUGUGAAGAAGCAAAAUCAAUUCUUGAAAAGUUUUGUUCAUAUUUUAACAAAGAAGGUCAAGUAACUUGGCAACAAAAUCGUAUAUCCUAGAAAAGAUUAUUAGAUG